CGCGUUGUGAUUCAGUUGCGUCGCGUCAACGCUGUACGGAGAAGCGCUCUGACCAGACACGUUGCAUGAGCUGAACGGGACUGCCUCUGGAAAACGAUUUAACUUACGAGCUACAUAUUGUUCAUUUGCGGGAAUAUCUAACCAAACAUAAUGGUUUAAGAUGAUUGCACUGUUGAACAUGAAGUUUACGAAGCUAAUUCUGUUCCGUGAAUUGGGAAUCGCCUGUCUUGUGCUGAUAAGCGCUGUGUGGUGCUCCGUUUCUGAGAGGAAAGUAUGUCAGGGAACCAAUAAUAAGCUGACUCUGCUGGCACAGCCAGACGAUCACUACAGAGCCAUGGUGCGGAUGUACAGUAACUGCACAGUCGUGCUGGAGAACCUGGAGAUAACCAACGUUCAGGAGUACCACGACCUCUCCUUUCUCAGAAGCAUUGAAGAAGUCGGUGGCUACGUGCUAAUAGGAAUAAACUAUGUGGAUGUGAUACCCCUGGAAAACCUGCGCCUCAUUCGAGGACAUUCUCUCUUCGAUGGCAAGUACGGCCUUGCUGUGGUGGCAAACUUCCACAGGAAUGAGUCUGUAGAGAACAACAGCAUCAUCAGCGGCCUCCAAGAGCUAGGUCUGAGAAGCCUCACAGAAAUUCUUAAAGGUGGGGUUAAAAUAGCCCACAAUCCUUUGCUGUGCAAUGUGGAGACCAUACAGUGGUUGGACAUUGUGCAGGAUGACAGUGACGUGAAUGUGUCGGGAGGGACUGACCCUCAGUGCAGACGAUGUGACUCAGGGUGCUUCAAUGGAUCGUGCUGGGCUCCAGGACCAGAGAACUGCCAGACCUUUACUCGGCUGAACUGUGCCGAGCAGUGCUCACGGAGGUGCAAGGGUCCCAAGCCCAUCGACUGCUGCAGUGAACAUUGCGCUGCAGGCUGCACCGGACCCCGACCAACAGACUGUCUGUCCUGCAGAGACUUCCAGGAUGAUGGGACGUGCAAGGAUGCGUGUCCACGUCUUAUGCUGUACGACCCCAACACUCACCAACUUGUUCCCAAUCCUAAAGGGAAGUAUAACUUUGGAGCCACCUGUGUGAAGAAAUGCCCUUAUAACUUUGUGGUGACCGAUCAUGGUUCCUGCGUUCGAACUUGCAGCAGUAACAUGCAUGAAGUGGAGGAGAACGGAAUAAGGAAGUGCAAACAAUGUGAUGGCUUGUGCCCGAAAGUCUGUAAUGGUCUUGGAACGGGAGCGCUUGUUAACACCAUCGCAGUCAAUGCGACCAACAUUGACUCAUUUAUCAACUGCACCAAAAUAAAUGGGCACAUUACAAUAAUGCAGAUGACUUUUCAAGGGGAUGUUUUCACAAAUACUCCAAGCAUGGACCCUGCAAAACUCGACUAUUUCAAAACAGUGAAGGAAAUUUCAGGGUUUCUGUUAAUCCAAGACUGGCCUGAACACCUCAAUUCCCUCAGUCCCUUUGAAAACCUGGAGAUCAUCAGAGGAAGAACUAAACAACAUGGCACCGUCAGUUUUGCAGCUUUGAACAUACCACACCUGGAUCAUCUCGGCCUCCGUUCGCUGAAGGAGAUCAGUGAUGGCGACGUGGUGAUCAAGAACAACCCCCGCCUCUGUUACGUUGAAGGCAGCUACUGGCCGAAGCUGUUCAGAUCAGUGAACCAGCGCAUACGAACUGGAAACAAUGCAGCAAUGGACAGCUGUGAGCAGCAGAACAGUACCUGUGAUAGUAUGUGUGGAGAGGAAGGCUGCUGGGGUCCAGGGCCGUCCAUGUGCGUGUCCUGCCAGCAUGUCAGCCGUAGGGGGCGCUGUGUCAGCCACUGCAACUUGCUGGAUGGAGACCCCCGUGAAUACAUGUCAGAGAAUGUGUGUUUGGAAUGUGACCCUGAAUGCAAGAUCCUGAAUGGGACGCCAAGCUGCCAUGGGCCGGGAGCUGAUCAGUGUACUGAGUGUGCUCACUUCAAAGAUGGGAUGCACUGUGUGGCACAGUGUGCCCAAGGUGUGCAAGGCCUUAAUAACAGACUUGUCUGGACAUACCCAGACAAAAAGGGACAGUGUCAGCCAUGCCAUACCAACUGCACGCAAGGGUGUGCACAACCAGGACUGGAAAGUUGUGACAGAGGCUCUCACAUGCCUGUCGUGGCGGCUGGCAUUGUUGCAGGCAUGCUGCUGAUUAUGGUCCUCGUCCUUUUCAUCUUCAUCAUCUUCCGCCGAAGACACAUCCGACGAAAGAGGACCUUACGCCGCCUGCUUCAAGAAAGAGAGCUGGUUGAACCGCUGACUCCCAGUGGUGAAGCGCCCAACCAGGCUCUCCUUCGCAUCCUGAAGGAAACAGAACUGAAGAAAAUAAAAGUCCUUGGGUCUGGAGCAUUUGGUACUGUUUUUAAGGGUUUGUGGAUCCCAGAGGGUGAGGAUGUGAAAAUUCCUGUUGCUAUCAAAGUUUUGAGAGAGGUUGCAUCUCCCAAAGCCAACAAAGAGAUCUUAGAUGAGGCCUAUGUGAUGGCCGGUGUGGAUCACCCUCACGUGUGUCGUCUGUUGGGAAUAUGCCUCACGUCCAACGUCCAACUCAUAACUCAGAUCAUGGCUUUCGGCUGCCUGCUGGAUUAUGUUCGAGAGAAUAAAGACAAUAUCGGCUCACAGACUCUGUUAAACUGGUGUGUGCAGAUCGCCAAAGGAAUGAACUACUUGGAAGAGCGUCACCUGGUUCAUCGUGAUUUAGCGGCCAGGAAUGUGCUGGUGAAGACUCCUAACCAUGUGAAGAUCACUGACUUUGGCCUGGCCAGACUCCUGGGUGCAGAUGAGAAGGAAUACCACGCUGACGGAGGGAAAGUGCCUAUAAAGUGGAUGGCACUAGAGUCAAUUCGUCACUGGACUUACACUCAUCAAAGUGAUGUUUGGAGUUACGGGGUCACUGUGUGGGAGCUGAUGACAUUUGGAUCCAAACCGUACGAUGGAAUCCCAGCCAGAGAGAUUGCAGAUAUCCUGGAGAAGGGAGAGCGUUUGCCACAGCCGUCCAUCUGCACUAUAGAUGUCUAUAUGAUCAUGGUCAAAUGCUGGAUGAUUGAUGCUGACAGCAGACCUCACUUCCGUGAACUUGUGGCAGAGUUUUCAAAAAUGGCCCGAGAUCCAUCUCGCUACCUUGUCAUUCAGGGAGAUGAUCACAUGUUCCAGUCCAGCCCGACGGAUUCGAAGUUCUGCAUGUCGUGGAUCAGUACAGAAGAUAUGGAUGGUGUGGUAGAUGCGGAGGAAUACCUGCUGCCCAACAAACGAUUCUUCAACCAAUCACUACCACCACCAACGCCUCAGUAUCACAACGCAGCAGACAACUACACGAAUGGUGUGAUGUUACGCUACAUUACAGACCCCACACUUAAGGACCUCAUGCUGCCAGAGUACAUUAACCAGGAUGUGUCCACAACAAGCAAUAUGAUAAACCCAAACUAUGAGGGUCCGGCCCGUGGACAGACAGAAAACGGAUAUAUAGACACGUACAGCUGUAAACCUGAUGGGCCGGAGUACCUGAACACCUCCUGUGCUACUCUACCACGCUCCCCCAACGCCAACCUCGAUAACCCUGACUACCAGCACAACUUCCUGCCCUCGUCCAACACUGACGUUCUUUUCCUCCCUGCGACGGAGAACUUACACUACCUGGGCCUCAGCACAGCCAUGCAGUCUCACGUACGUUAGAUCGACGGGAUGGAAGGAUGAAUCACACUGCUUGAACUUCUGUAAGUGUUAGUAUUGCAGCUAGUUUAAGAACAGUGAGGACGUCAGGUCUGGAUAUGCUUGAAGGCGACUGCCACAGUUAACUCGUUCUUAAAGAGGGUGUGGUUGUGAGACAUGAAACUGAGAGUAAUGUGUUGAAUGUCAAGCUAGAGCACAUUUCAGUAUUUUUAUGUAAUAGUUGAUGCUUUCGAUGAAUGUUGUUGUCUGAUGUAGCUUAAUUUAUUGAACCAAAACUUAAUUGAGCUGUUAAUACUUCAUAGAGUUAAACUGUUGUCAUUUUUACUCUUAUUUUGUAAUUAACCUUGGGUAGUACAGUAUUUGUAAACCAUGAGUUUACAAACCAAAUAAGAUGGAAUUGGACAAGUGCAGCAUGUGACAAUCACAUGACCCAUUUAAAAAAAAAAUUUUUUUUAAUAACUUCUUGUCUGUGAAAAUAGCCGCUUGGAAAAGUCAGCAUGAAACGCCACUCGAGUCCCAACCCCAAUUUUACUUCCACGAUAUACAGCGUGCAAAAAGUUUGGGGUUAGUAUGUAUCAAUUAUUAUUAUUCAUUAUAAAUUAUUAUUUAUUAAAUCUCACACCUUGGACUUUUUUCCUUAUAAUUCAGUUAUCUCAUGAUUCAUAUUUUUUUUCUUGCAGUUCCUUUUCUCUAAAUUCUGGGUUUAGAUCUCGUUUUUUUGAAUUGAUAAUAAUCAGAAAUGUUUCUUGAGCAGUAAAUCAGCAUAUUAGAUUAAUUUAUGAAGGAUUAUGUGGACUGGAUUAAUGAUGCUGAAAAUUCAGAUUUGCAUCACAGGAAUAAAGUACAUUUUAAAACAUAUUCAAAUAGUAAACCAUUAUUUUAAAUUGCAAUAAUAUUUUGUAAUAUUACGGUUUUAUUGCA
Molecule: messenger RNA, 4603 nt
Organism: Cyprinus carpio (common carp)
Lineage: Eukaryota; Metazoa; Chordata; Actinopteri; Cypriniformes; Cyprinidae
Product: epidermal growth factor receptor-like
Exons: 27
Coding region: 161-3685 (1174 amino acids)
Biological process (GO): positive regulation of kinase activity; cell differentiation; cell surface receptor protein tyrosine kinase signaling pathway
Cellular component (GO): basal plasma membrane; signaling receptor complex
Molecular function (GO): ATP binding; epidermal growth factor receptor activity; epidermal growth factor binding
Source: RefSeq, a predicted model, not a curated record